CAUAUAUUGAUUACUUGACUUUGACGCCGAUACUUCUGCUGCUGACACUGUGACAACCCUUCUGCUACAGCUGUUGCUCCUGACUCCUGCUGAAUCUGCGCCUGCUGCUGCUACUGACACAUCUGCUACACUUACUCCUCCUCAUCCUGCUGCUGCUACUACUACUAACAAUAACAACGAGCAGAAUGCGGAGUGCUGUAUGCAUGGUAGCGGUACUAGCCUGCAUGGGCCUAAUAGAAGAAACCAGCGCAAGAAAUUCGUGCUUCGAAAACCAGUUCCAGUGCGAUAAUGGUUACUGCAUCCCCGACCGCUGGCAGUGUGACGGCUUCCCGGACUGCAGCCACGGGGAGGACGAGUACUAUUGUGGCACCUCGGACUACUAUACCGAAUCGUCCGCGGAGCCCACGUGCGCCGAUGACGAGUAUGAGUGCUGGCAAGGAUCGUGCAUCCCAGAGCAAUGGGUGUGUGACGACUACCAAGACUGCCCUUACGGCGACGACGAGGAAGACUGUGACUCCACAGGGAUGACUGCCGAACCAAUGUGCCCUGGUGACUAUUACCAGUGCGACUACUAUGGAGAGUGCAUCCCUCACAACUGGGUGUGUGACGGUUACUCAGACUGCCCCUUCGGUACCGACGAGGAAGAUUGUUAUAAUUCAACAACCGCCCGUUACUCCAGCACCAUGCCUCCCCCACAGCAAGAGUGUAGGGACAGCUUCGACUACAUUUACGACCGCUGCGUACUGGUUGACCCCUUCACAGCCACCAACUGGGACGAAGCGCGCUACCUAUGCGAAAAGUUCAGCAGUGACCUGGUGGUGCUGAACGACUACAACUUCUACGCCGAGCUCCUACAGUACAUCAGGGACAGAGGCCUGGACUCUCACAACUACUGGGUGGGCGCGACGGACCGGGCCGCGGAGGGGACGUGGCUCUGGGUCGACUCCUCCCCCGUCCCCUCCAGGGCGCCCCUCUGGGCCCUCUACGGCUGCACAGGGGACUACCAGCUGGAGCCGAGGCCCAGCGACGCCGCCAAUCAGGACUGUGGCCUCCUGGACAAGGACCGAGGCCUGUACAUGAGCGACGCCUCCUGCGACGAGAGCUUCGCCACCAUCUGCCAGGCUAUGAGUACCAAGAAGGAAACUAUGGUUGAGGAGCCUAUCGAAAAGGAAUUAUCAGAAUGAACUGCAGGCACUGAAAAAGUGACAAUGGAAAAAUCGUAGUAGACAAAAUUUAGGUCAAGUAUCAGGCUGGUUGAGCAGAUUAAAGUUCCACAAAAAGCA
Messenger RNA from Eriocheir sinensis (Chinese mitten crab), 1283 nucleotides. RefSeq names its product sortilin-related receptor-like. Gene Ontology annotation, cellular component: plasma membrane. Bases 186 to 1184 code for a protein of 332 amino acids. Gene Ontology annotation, molecular function: protein binding. Lineage: Eukaryota; Metazoa; Arthropoda; Malacostraca; Decapoda; Varunidae. The transcript is spliced from 6 exons. The record is from RefSeq and is a predicted model, not a curated record.